AUGACGAGUAAUGUUCCUCAGGGAAUGCUGUUUGGCCCAUUGUUGUUUGUUAUUAAUAUUCAUGGUUUGGAUGAGAAUGUAAAAGACAUGAUUAAUAAGUGUGAGGACGACGCCAAAAUAGACAGCAUUGUGGACAGUGAGGAAGGUUGUCAAACAUUACAGCAGGAUUUUGAUCAGCUGACAACUAGGAGGUUACUGCAGCAAUCACAUUGGUUUGUGUCCCAGGAUCAAUCAUCUUCAUCUUCUUUAUCACUGAUCAUUCCGUCAUCAGAAAUUCAGAAGUGCAUGAUGAACAAUGAUGAUUACACAAUGAGCAUCACCAUCCAGAACUUGUCUGGAACUGAAAGCGGAAUGACUUUGCCAUUGCUGAAUCUAUCUCCCACAGUCAAUCGCUUGAACUCUACCAUUGACCAGAAGCAAGAAGAGUCAGACAUGCCAGUUAGCUACAUUUCUACCUGUGUCUGCCUGAGCAAUAGAAAGGAAUAUCCAUCAUUUUUUCGAACAAUACCGAGUGAUUACUAUCAGGCUCGAGCAUUAGCCCAACUCGUGAAACAUUUCGGAUGGACCUGGAUUGGGACAGUUAAGAGCGAUGAUGAUUAUGGAAACUUUGGAAUGCAAGCAUUUGAAGAGGCAGUCCAACAAUUACGCGUUUGCGUAGCCUUCUCGGAGACGUUUAACUUCACGUACACUCGAGAGAAGUUACUGAAAACAAUUGACACCAUAAAAACAUCAUCCACAAAAGCUGUUGUUGCGUUUGUGGGUGAAUUAGACAUGCGUACUCUGCUAAAAGAAAUGCUUAGACAAAACGUCAGCGGCAUACAAUGGAUUGGAGGCGAAUCAUGGGUUUCCACGUUGCUUCUUUCUCCGAAGGAAAGUAAAAAGAUUGGAUCUGGUGUAAUUGGGGUUGCAAUUCCCAAAGUCGGCAUACCACGGCUGAGGGAAUUCCUGAUGAAUGUUCAUCCAUCCUCGCAUUCGGGGAAUCCCUUGGUGAAAAAGUUUUGGGAAAGUUGUUUCGGCUACACUCUAAGUGGUGGAAACAAAACAGAUACUCGGAAAACUGAUUCAGAUCUUAAGGAAUGCACGGGGAGAGAAAAUUUACAGAACAUCCGAAAUGAAUUUACUGAUGUGUUGCAGUACAGAGUCACCUACAACGUGUACAAAGCAACUUAUGCGAUAGCUUAUGCGCUUCACAACAUGGUGUCAUGCAAAAAUGGGCAAGGACCCUUCUCCAACGGGAGUUGUGCGAAUGUUUCAAAUUUUCAACCGUGGCAGCUCCUUUAUUACAUGAAGACAGUGAAUUUCGUAACCAAGAACUGCGAAAAAGUUUGUUUUGAUGAAAAUGGAGACCCGGUCGCAACAUAUGACAUUGUAAACUGGCAACCAAAUGCCUUCGGUGAUAUUGAAAUUGUAAAUGUUGGGCACUAUGAUGGGUCAGCUCGAUCUGGUGAAGAAUUUUCGAUAAGAGAAGAGGCAAUUGUUUGGAGUGGCGAGCAGAAGUUGUUUCCUAAAGUUGUUUGCUCUGAAAGCUGUCAUCAAGGGACAAGGAAAGCAGGAAGAAAAGGACAACCCAUUUGCUGUUUUGAUUGCAUAAAAUGUGCACAAAAUGAAAUUAGUAACAGAACUGGUAAGGAAGCACCAUUGCAAAGAGCAUUGCUGUUUCAGAUUGAUGCCUGCAUUUUACGGGCGCAGGACCGGUGCAUUCCAAAGGAAAUCGAGUUUCUUUCGUUUUUCGAGACAUUGGGCACCAUUCUGGUGUCCCUGGCGUUGUUGGGAGCCUGCGCCACUGUCGGUGUAUGCGCAAUAUUCUACAUCUAUAGACACACUCCGAUUGUUAAAGCUAAUAACUCUGAGUUAAGCUUCCUUCUUCUUUUUGCCUUGACGCUUUGCUUCCUGUGUUCAAUCACAUUCAUUGGUGAACCUUGUAUGCUCAGCCACGUAGCGUUUGGUAUUAGUUUUGUUCUUUGCAUAUUUUGUGUAUUGAGUAAAACAAUAGUGGUGGUGAUGGCAUUCAAAGCAACGUUUCCUCACAAUAAUAUGAUGAAGUGGUUUGGACCAAGACAACAACGGCUGAUGGGUUACGUUCUUACCCUGGUACAAUGCGCAAUAUGUACUGCCUGGUUAAUUGCAUUUCCACCUUAUCCUUUGAAAAACACUGUUCACUCUAAUGAGAUAAUUGUCUUUGAAUGCCAUGUAGGGUCUUUGUUCGCCUUCUAUUGCGUACUUGGUUAUAUUGGAUUUCUGUCCUGCGUGUGCUUUGUAGUCGCAUUUCUAGCUCGCCAACUUCCACAUAACUUCAAUGAAGCUAAAUACAUAACGUUUAGCGUGCUUAUUUUUUGUGCAGUUUGGAUAACUUUCAUUUCAGCAUAUAUAAGUUCGCCAGGCAAAUAUGCUGUGGCUGUUGAAGUCUUUGCGAUUUUGUCUUCGAGUUUUGGACUACUUAUUUGUAUUUUUGUCCCAAAAUGUUAUAUUAUUCUUUUGAAGAAAGAAAACAACACAAAGCGAAACAUGAUGUCCUCAGUGGCUUCCAACGAAUUCUUCGAACGCGUUCGUAAAUGA
Molecule: messenger RNA, 2556 nt
Organism: Stegostoma tigrinum
Lineage: Eukaryota; Metazoa; Chordata; Chondrichthyes; Orectolobiformes; Stegostomatidae
Product: extracellular calcium-sensing receptor-like
Exons: 7
Coding region: 1-2556 (851 amino acids)
Biological process (GO): G protein-coupled receptor signaling pathway
Cellular component (GO): membrane
Molecular function (GO): G protein-coupled receptor activity
Source: RefSeq, a predicted model, not a curated record